UGCAAAGUGAGACAGUAUGUGAUCACAUCAUGCUUUCCACGCUUCUGUCUCUCUCUGGGAGUCGCUAAAGCACUUUCAACUUGGUAGAAAUUCUGUACAUUGUGCGAGUUACGCUUUAUUGCUCUUACAUUUUCUCUCGUCUGCGUCCUAGAGGCAACCGUACCACGGCUCCUGUGGAUAGCGCUACAAGACUCCGGGAAACACUCGGACGCAAGCUUACAAAACAGACAUCCAACCAGACACGAGUCUCCAUGGACUUGCCAGAACGGCUACGUGAGGGGAGUGACGAAGAGCGUGACAUUUGCGCGCCGUGUCACGGCGGAGUUAAUCUCAACCAGAGCAUAUUCAGUUUGAUAGCAGCAGCAGGCUCAGCUGCAGGACUUGACGAGAUAGCGAACGAUAGUGAAGAAGAUGGGAGCCAUGAUGGCACAUCGUUGAGCCAGACUGUACCAGCUCUUCAGCCAACAGCUGCGGGCAUCCUUAUGAACGAGACUUCACAGGCGGAAUCGUUUCAACAUCGUCGAAGGUCGUCGAAAGCAAAACUCAUCAAAUCUAUAAACAAACUUAAGAUGAAGCCCCUACGAGGACGCAAGGGAGCUACCGCCACCAACGAUAUCAUGUCUUCCUCACAGAUCUUACAACCGCGUCAAGAACAAGAGUAUGAAGAAGACAUAGAGGACGCUACGCUUGCAAAUGCUCCGCACUUGAGCAAAAUACUCCACGCUGAUAUACAGAUGCGCAAAGAGCUGGGAAGAGCUCAUGAUGGACAACGGACAGCCCAGGACCUUUUGCAGCCGUCGUUGUCACUCGCGGAGCAGGUGCAAAAAUUAUUCAAGUUUAAAGAAAAACAGGACAUCAUUGCUGAGUAUAGAUGUCAACUUGUGCAAAACGUCAAUGUCCCAGGAUAUAUUUUUGUCACUAAACGAUACAUCUGCUUUUACGCCUACCUCCCGCACAUGACCUCGAAAGUUGUGAAGACCGGGUACAUUUCCAAAAGAGGGAUGCACGACCCAAGAUACCAUCGAUUUUACUGUGAACUCAAAGGUCAUGUCUUGAGUUUCUACGAGGACCCUGCGCAGAUAAAUUACCCGCGGUCACUGAUAGACAUGCGAAGAGCAAUAGGAGUGUUUGCCACUAGGGGAGAGAAGGGCAAAGAUGAAACUCACUUUACCCUGGAGACAGAUAAAAGACAAUAUCAACUGAAAGCAGACAGCGUCGAAAGCGCCACAGACUGGCUCAGAGUUUUGCAGCAGGAGCUUCUUAAUACUCAUAACAAUGGAGGUCUCAUAAAGAUUACGUUGCCUAUUGAUAACAUUUUGGACAUUGAGAACAAUUAUAUUCGUGGUAUGGCGUUCUCCGAGUCACUAAGGAUUCGUGUUAUUGACAACGACGAAACCUACGCGGUUGAAGAGUAUUACUUUACAUUCGAUAGUCAUGCUCAGGAAGCUACUAGGGUUUUAAAGCUGAUGGUGCAGAGCCAUGACGAGCCGAAUGACUCUGAUAUGUCCGGAAGCGAAGAGCGUAGUUCCGGUAGACAUAGCCUUGUGGAGAGACCGUCAGCGGUCCCUGCCCAUACGCCACCUUUACGGGAAAGUGUUCGAUCAACAUUAUACCCACAUUCUCCAGAGAUUCGGGCGUUUUCAGGCUCUAGGAUCAGCACAGGGUCGAGGAAAUCAAGUUUAGAAGUGGAGUCAAGUAUGGAAUUACGUCGUCGAAGCAAUGAUGAUGAUAAUGAUGAUGGGAGAAAUAGUGUCCCCAUCAGUGGCCGAUGCAAAAGGUCACCUGCUUCACCUACUCCAGGAGAUUCACAGGAAUCUCCAUACUCACCCACCAUGACUUCUGCUGAUCAGGACACGGAAUCGUCAGCCGCAAUACAAUCCCUGGACGAGACAAUUGAUGAUACAAAUGCUUCAGAGAGCCAAAUUCUUAAUCGAAGUGACGUAUUUCAAGUUCCUACUCUCUAUGCACCUUCGCCGAAAAAGCCGAGAACGGAGACGGACGUGGCCGUCCCACAGCGAGCUUCUCAAGAUACUGAGAGGAGAAAAGCAAGAUCACCAUCCGAUGAGCGACUUUCAGUGCCAAAGCGACCAGCAGCUAUUUCGCGUGCUGUUUGGGGUGAAUUGACUCAAUAUCAGCAUGAUGCGCCAAAAAUGAUAAACUCCAGUUACAGUAUUGGGCGUCUGAUGAAAGCCGGAAUGUCUCCUUUGCAGAGUGCAUCAGGGAUUGCAGGCUACAUUAACAAGCAAUCAAAGCAAAUGAGUAGCUUGCUAGCAACAGAAUCUAUGGGUUACUACGAAAAAGUUGCUGGUAUGUGGCAUGGUGGAUCGAGACAUUAUGCCUCACCACACGGUAUGCGCCUAGAUGACAACGUUCCGGACAAGCAGGAAGAAGAGCAGGCUAUGAAGGAUGCUCAAAGAUUUCGAGAACACUUUGCUUUGCCUGAGUCUGAGCAACUCUUGGCAUCGUGGCACUGCUAUGCACAACGAACACUUCCUAUGUACGGGAAACUGUAUUUAGGUAGCACACAUUUAUGCUGGCGACCUCUCAUGGCACGAACAACAAAGAUGAAGCUCCCUUUGAAAGUUAUUGAAACGGCAUUGAAGGGCACUAGUUAUCGAUUAGGCUACGCUGGCAUGUGUCUAGUCGUCAGCGGAGACGAAGAAGUUUUCUUCGACUUCAACAAUGUCGGCCUACGUGAUGACUGUGUGGUCAGCAUUCUUCUAUCAUUGCAAUCGAUUGAGACAAACGCUCACGUUGUGGAGUCGGGACUCUUCUCACAGGAAGAGUUGAAGGCCACCAAGCUAGCUAAAGCAGAACAUCAAGCUUUAUUGAAAGCCAGACGCGCAGAGAAGAUAAUGGAUGAGUCAGAAGAUGAGCACGAUGAUCUUGCUGAGUCAAUGAUGUUCGAUAACCCUUCUACAUCCGCUUUGGAUGUUAGACCUCAGGGGUCUCUGAGAAUCACAUGUCUCACCAUCGGUUCUCGAGGAGACGUUCAGCCAUACAUUGCUCUCUGCAAAGGCCUCCUCAACGAAGGUCAUAAGCCCAAAAUAGCUACUCACGCAGAAUUUGGGCCAUGGAUUCAACAGCACGGCAUUGAUUUUGCGCCAAUUGAAGGCGAUCCAGCUGUGCUGAUGCAACUUUGCGUUGACAAUGGGAUGUUCACGCUCUCCUUCAUGCGGGAAGCCACCUUACGCUUCCGCUCCUGGAUCGAAGGUCUCAUGGACAGCGCUUGGAAAGCUUGCCAGGACAGUGAUAUUAUAAUUGAAAGUCCAAGUGCUAUGGUAGGCAUACACAUUUCUGAAGCUCUACAAGUGCCCUACUUCCGUGCAUUUGGCAUGCCUUGGACUAGAACACGGGCAUUUCCACACGCAUUUUUUGUGCCCAACAACAAAUCUGGUGGAACAUAUAACUAUAUGACCUAUACACUUUUUGACACUUUGUUCUGGAAAAGCACGUCAGGUCAAAUAAACGCGUGGCGAAAGAGGCAGCUCGGUCUCCGUCCUACUUCACUUUCUAGAUUGGCGAUAAACAAGGUCCCCUUUCUCUAUAAUUUUAGCAAACAUGUUGUACGCCAACCACUUGACUGGAGUGAGUGGGUUCGCAUCACCGGUUACUGGUUCCUUGAUGAAGAGCAAGGCUGGGACCCCCCGGAAGAGCUUAUUAACUUUAUUAAAAAGGCAAAAGAUGAUGGCAAGAAAAUUGUUUACAUUGGCUUUGGCUCAAUCACAGUGGAAAACCCUGCAGCACUUACUCAUACUGUCGUACGGGCAGUAGUGGACAAUGAUUUACGCUGCGUUCUUUCCAAAGGUUGGUCAGAGCGAUUAGCAAAAGCGCCUCAACUGGUGACGGCGGAGCCCGACUUCCCUCCUGAGGUUUUGCAGAUCAAGUAUUCCGUUCCACAUUCGUGGCUGUUUCCACAGAUGGAUGCUAUAGCCCAUCAUGGUGGCGCGGGUACUACAGGUGCAAGUUUACGUGCUGGAAAACCCACAAUCAUUAAACCAUUCUUUGGCGAUCAAUAUUUUUUCGGAAGUCGUGUUGAAGACCUUGGGGUUGGUAUUUACAUUCGGAUUCUGAAUGAAAAGAAACUCGGGCGAGCAUUAUACUACGCUACCCAUGAUGAGCGGAUGAGAAAGAAGGCACAGUAUAUAGGCGAGCAAAUUCGGUCCGAGGAUGGUGUUGCGACCGCUAUUCGCGCCAUUUACCAAGACCUGGACUACGCACGGUCGCUUGUUCAAAAGAAGUCUUCGAAGAGCGAUGCCUUUGGUAAAGACGGUCACUUCGAUUUUGAGCACGAGAUGGAUGAAGAGCAAUGGACCAUUGUAGGUGAUGAAGUUGUUCCAGAUCUUAAACAGAUGCCAAAGAGCAUGCACCAGGAUCAAGAGGAAGAGGGUCUUGUUGGUGAAGUGAAGAAUUGAAAGCAACUAGAAGAAAUUAGGCUGACUUGUUAGUCUGGUGAUGCAAAGCAUGCAUAGCGCGGCGUUCGCUUGACUAUUCUGUUAACCUCUUAUGAUAAGGUUGAUACCAUGGUUGGCAAUCGGCAAUAUAAAUGGCGGCUAGAAUUAGUAUAUGUGUGGCAUUCACGUCGUCCGUAGACUGAUGAAAAUGCUCUUAUGAUG
Verruconis gallopava is the source of this 4616-nucleotide messenger RNA. RefSeq lists its product as uncharacterized. Bases 252 to 4415 code for a protein of 1387 amino acids. The transcript has 2 exons. The record is from RefSeq and is a predicted model, not a curated record. Gene Ontology annotation, molecular function: hexosyltransferase activity; UDP-glycosyltransferase activity. Lineage: Eukaryota; Fungi; Ascomycota; Dothideomycetes; Venturiales; Sympoventuriaceae. Gene Ontology annotation, biological process: carbohydrate metabolic process.